Molecule: messenger RNA, 726 nt
Organism: Penicillium nucicola
Lineage: Eukaryota; Fungi; Ascomycota; Eurotiomycetes; Eurotiales; Aspergillaceae
Product: Glutamine amidotransferase type 1
Exons: 3
Coding region: 1-726 (241 amino acids)
Cellular component (GO): cytosol; nucleus
Source: RefSeq, a predicted model, not a curated record
AUGUCUCAAUUCAAAGUUGCUCUAUGCAGAAACUAUGUUUCCGGCGAACAAUGGGUCCAAUCCAUUAUUGACGGAUGGUAUACCACCAUCAAGACCAUGUUCCCGGGUGCAGUAAUCGAUCUCUUCUAUCCUAUCGACGGAAGUCCAUUCCCGAAUGCCCCGGACUAUAACUUGGUCAUUCUGACAGGAGGGACUUUCAAUCUCACCAAUGAGAAAGUGGAUCAGUGGGUUGAAGACACGUUUAAUUUCAUCCAAGCCACCACCAGGGAUUACCCCAAAACAAAGAUUUUGGGAAUUUGCUGGGGCCAUCAGGCAGUCGCACGUGCACUAGGUGGAACGAUCGGAACCCUUGAGAUAGGGCAAUUGAUUGGCGUUCAAGACAUUGCCAUGACGGAGGAAGGGAAAUCAUUCUUUGGGAUUGACAGAGAAACCCUCGCAAUCCACAAAUUCCAUAAGAGACUAGUGACUCUUCCACCCCCUGGAUUCUCUUCACUGGCAACGGACAACGAGAUUCUUUUGUCUGACGCCCGUAACGUCCUUGGCUUCCAAGGACAUCCCGAGAUGGCUGGCUCUGUAGCCAGAGAAAUUAUAGACGCAGACACCGCACGUGCUUUCACCUCAGAUAACAAGGAUGAGCUUGCUAAAAUCCAUCAAAGUGUCGCAAAAUCCCACGAUGGAGAUGCCAUUCUUGAGCGGGUUGCCCUCUGGGCUAAGGAUGAGCUGUAA